AUGAGCACGCAAACUGAGGCUGAAGUGAAUAUUUCGGAGAUAAUCAGGAAGCAUGCAAAGGAUAUCUCUGCCCCAUCUGAGAUGUUCGGCAAGAUAGCCAUUCAGAUAAUAAUAUGCGACAACGGAGAGAAAGUUAUGGCUGUUAAGGUUCCAAAGAGCAUUCUGCCUGGGGUGCAGAUGAAUUACACCAAUAUUAUGAAGGCAGCUAAGCAGCAGUUCCAUGACUAUUAUAUAAUUUUCAUUAGAAACUUUGAAAUUGAAUCCCACGAAGACGGAAGGCCUGCAUCCAGGUCCACGAUUGAAAAGACAUGGCUAGCAAAUGCCUGCUUUCCAUUUCUACUUACAGGAACAAGGACAGACGUGCGUGGAGUUAAUGACAUGGUUGUGAACGUUCUUCUUGAAAGAAGGACAUCCUUCAGUAGAUCUGAGAUGGACGCAAUAGGGGCAGGGCUUAAUGGACUGCUCGGGAAGAACUACAUUGUUGAUGUCAACCAUCAUACCAAGAAUUAA
Molecule: messenger RNA, 510 nt
Organism: Encephalitozoon hellem ATCC 50504
Lineage: Eukaryota; Fungi; Microsporidia; Unikaryonidae
Exons: 1
Coding region: 1-510 (169 amino acids)
Source: RefSeq, a predicted model, not a curated record